This is a messenger RNA of Ectocarpus siliculosus, 1058 nucleotides long. Lineage: Eukaryota; Phaeophyceae; Ectocarpales; Ectocarpaceae. The record is from the annotation of a GenBank genome assembly.
AUGAUGGAGCCGAUCCAACAGCAGCGAAGGCGCCGCUCACGCCCCACGUGCUCCUGGCAAAGCCGCAGAGAAAAGGUGAUGCUAUGCGCCUGCCUCGGACUCGGCGCGCAAAGCAUCGUCCCCGCCGCCGAAGCCUGGGUACCCGCGGCGCCGGCGCUGCAUGUGCAGCAGCGGGGCCGAGUAGCACAGCCACCAACGAAAACAAUGCACGUCGGAGGAGGAGGAGGAGGAGGAGAAGGAGGAGCAUUUUCGUACCACCACCCCUCGCAAGGUAGUAACAGAUUGGGGGGGCAGCAGCAGCAGCGGCAACGCUGUCGGCGACUGGCGUUCGCACCGAUCAGCAGCCAAGCGUGGGGAAUCGAAAGGACGUUCGGACAGUCGGCCCUCUCAUCGCGCUGGACGGGGCAAGGAGUGGUAGGCGCUAACAACAACAACGCCGCCGCCGGGGGGAGGAGGAGGGGGGGGGUGAUGAUGUCGAUGGCGGAGGAGGACAGCGGGACGGAGAGCCAGGGCUACAACGCGAUGCUUGGAGCGGUCGCGCUCGCCGGCCUGGGCGCGUUGUACUACGGGCUGCACGACCACACCCUCGGUGGCGGCGGCGGCGCCAACCUCGCCGGUCUCGGCACCGACACGGGCGGCCCCUUCUCGGCCUAUGCGGCCUCCGUCGAGUCCGCCGUCGAGACCGCAAAGGCCGGGCACAGCGCCGCCAGCACCGCGGUGCAGGCUUUCCUCUCGAGCAGCAUCACCAAGGUGGAGGAGCUGGGGCCGCUGGGCGUCGUGUACUUCGGGCUGCUGUACGUCCUGGCUGAGGUGCUGAUCAUUCCCGCCAUCCCGCUCACGGCGGCGGCGGGAUUCCUGUUCGGGGCGGCCGGGGGCACCGCGGUGGUGCUCACUAGCGCGACCAUCGCGGCGGCGAUUUCUUUCCAGCUCGGACGCACGCUGUUGAGAGUUCUCCCUCCAUGAUGUCAGAUCGUCACCAGAACUUGAAGGCUGCACGCACCACACCUGUAGGCGUCUUUGAAGCUAGUGGUGACUGCUGUGGGGUCUGUGUGUGCUGA